This is a messenger RNA of Corchorus olitorius, 2268 nucleotides long. Lineage: Eukaryota; Viridiplantae; Streptophyta; Magnoliopsida; Malvales; Malvaceae. The record is from the annotation of a GenBank genome assembly.
AUGGCUGCUUCUUCGACGCAUCUAGACGCUGCUGCGCCACUGGUGACUGUGGUGCCUUCCUCAUCUGCAAUGGCCUCGGUGGUGCGUGAGAGACUUGAACCAGAUGUGUCCGGUGGGUUUGCAAUUCUCAACCAUUACUCUCAUGGAAGUUUCUCCAAUCUCCUCCGCCACGUCGUCGCUUCUCCUUCUGUUCUUCUCACCGCCUGCCAAAACCUUUCCAACUCUCCCCAUUCAGCUACAGCAUCGCUCCUUCACUCUGUUUCCAACCACUUCUCUGUUGACCAAAUGGGUCUUGAAAUCUCCCAGAACAAGUUCGACAUUUCCUCUUGCUGUGUCAAAAUGGCCUCGCCCGGUGCUUCAGGUGAGCCUUUGAUUUUACCAAACUUGAAACUCAAAGUUUUGAUUGAAGCUAUUAGGAUGGUACUUGAAAUUGUUUAUGAUGAAAGGUUUGUGACGUUUUCUUAUGGCGGGCGCGUUGGAAUGGGCAGACAUACUGCCAUUAGGUACUUAAAGAACAGUGUAACCAACCCAAGCUGGUGGUUUAAUGUUUCUUUUUGUCCUAGCAAGUUUGAGGAGUUUAAUGUUGAUAAGUUGUGCUUGUUUCUUGGUGAGAAAAUUAAGGAUGCUAUGCUGAUUGAUGUGAUAAAGAAGUUGUUUGAAUGUCAAGUGGUUAGGAUUGAAUUGGGUGGGUGUUAUUUAGGGAGAGGUUUUCCUCAAGAAAGUGGAUUGUGUUCUAUUUUGAUUAAUGUUUAUUUUGAUGGGUUUGAUAGAGAAGUUCAAGAACUGAGGCUUCAAAUGAAUAGGAAGAAUCCUAAAAUUGAGUUGAAUGAGCUUGGUUUGAAUAACUCAAAUGUUUUCUAUAAGCCGGUGAAAAUGUAUGCAGUUAGGUACUUGGAUGAGAUAUUGGUAAUCACGUCUGGCUCAAAAAUGUUAAUAAAGGAGUUAAGGGACCAAGUUUUGGAUUUUUUGGAAGGGAAUUUGGGGUUGAAGGUGGAUAGAGUGAAAACGGCUAUACAUAGUGCAGUGUCAGAGAAGAUUUUUUUUUUGGGGAUAGAAUUGCAGGCUGUUCCUCCUUCUGUUUUGCAUCCCCCUACGUCAGAGAAGGCAAUUAGGGCCAGGAAGAAGUAUCUUAGACAGAAGGAAGUUAGAGCUUUAGAAUUGAGGAAAGCUCGGGAGAGAAAUAGGAGAAAAUUGGGUUUGAAGAUAUGGAGUCAUGUCUUUAAGAAGUUGAAGCAGAGUAACAAUGGGUUUAAAUUUGAAUUUCAAAUUGAGAAUGAAGUCAGAGAAAUCUUUAGGACUUGGGGGGAUGAAGUAGUCCAAGAGUUCUUUGGGUCACUGGAAGAACGAUGGAACUGGCAUCGGCUGCUCUCUAGAGGUGAUUUUUUAUCUUUAAGACAUAUUAGAGAUCAGUUGCCGCAAGAUCUUGUUGAUGCUUAUGACAAAUUCCAAGAACAAGUCGACAUGCAUUUGACACCUUUCAAAGCUAGAAAGGCAUUGGAAGAAGAAGAAAGGAGAGUAAUAGAAGAAGAGGAACAGAAAUAUGCUGAGCACACGGUGGAGGAUCUGACCAAGCUGUGUAUGAAAGUUUCUGCGCCUAUAGAACUUGUAAGGAAGGCUGUUAGAAUGGCAGGCUUUACGAAUAACAUGGGUCGUCCCAGGCCAAUCAGCCUACUCUUUGCAUUGGAAGAUACUGACAUUAUUAAGUGGUAUGCUGGUAUUGGGAGAAGAUGGCUUGAUUUCUUCUGCUGUUGUCACAACUUCAAAAUGGUGAAAACAGUCGUUUCUUAUCACUUAAGAUUCUCUUGUAUUUUAACAUUGGCACAUAAGCAUGAAUCCACCAAAUGUGAAGCAAUUAAACAUUACAGUAAAGAUUUGAAAGUGUCUGAUAUGAAUGGAAAUGAAGAAGUUUACUUCCCAACAGAGAGGAAUGUUAAGAUGAUGGGUGAUAAAAAUCUUUCAGACCCAAAACCUGUGGAUGGGGCUCUAUCUUUGGCUUUGAUCAGAUUGGCUUCUGAUGAGCCAUCACAUUCUUGUGUUGCGCAUUUCUGUGACAGGAUUGAUACAAUCAUGUAUAGAGUUAGGUUACUGCAAAACAAUCUAAAUCUGAAUCCCCUGGAUGAAGCACAGUGGGUCAAGGGUAUGGGUGUUAUUCAUGAAAGUUUGAAUCAGAAAUGCGUGCCACUCUGUCCUGAUCACAUAAAAGAUUUAUACAUGGGUAAUAUCAACCUACAGGACAUUGACUGCACGUCAUUUGUGGAAGUUGACUAA